Molecule: messenger RNA, 1724 nt
Organism: Salvia splendens (bonfire salvia)
Lineage: Eukaryota; Viridiplantae; Streptophyta; Magnoliopsida; Lamiales; Lamiaceae
Product: zinc finger CCCH domain-containing protein 32
Exons: 8
Coding region: 249-1343 (364 amino acids)
Molecular function (GO): metal ion binding; mRNA binding
Source: RefSeq, a predicted model, not a curated record
CACUUUGGCGGGUAUGCGAGAGAUAAAUACCUGACCGUACGAACGAACACUAUACACUCAACUCAACUGUACAAAAUAAUCACAACACCAAAGGGGAAAACACUCUCAAAUCUCACCUUUUUCAGAAAUCCCCUCUCUCUCAACCAGUGCACAGUUAAGGAAACCCCUUGGAGCAAGGGGGGAAUCAGACGUUGUAUACGGAAGUGGAUUUUGUGUGUUUCAUGGAGAAACAGUGAAGUCGGAUUUGAAUGGAGUUGUACGGGGAUCAGCAGCAGGUGCAAUGGGCUCAGGACUCGGGUUUGGAAGACUCUAUGCGGGGCUUGAAUUUAUGGGAGAGGCCACUGUACCCGGAGAGGCCGGGUCAACCCGACUGCGCCUACUAUGUGCGAACCGGGUCGUGUGGGUACGCCGCCAAGUGCCGUUACAAUCACCCUCGGGAUCGUAGCUGCUCGUUGGGAGUGGGAGAGUAUCCGGAGCGACUAGGGGAGCCUCCAUGCCAGUACUAUUUAAGGACAGGGACCUGUAAAUUUGGUAUGUCGUGCAAGUUUAACCACCCGAAAAAUGCUGGUGGCUCAUUGACUAGUGCACCUCUAAAUAGUUAUGGAUAUCCAUUGCGACCGGGAGAGCAAGAGUGCUCCUAUUAUUUGAAAACGGGGCAAUGCAAAUUCGGUAUAACCUGUAAAUUUGAUCAUCCGCAAUCGGAUGGAACAUCUGUUUCAGCAGCUGCACGUCCAUUUUAUCCGACGGUGCAGUCUCUUUCUUCUCCUACUCCUGAGCAAUAUGACAGCACAACAUCCAGCUACAGGGUUGCAAGGCCUUCUUUGUUGCCUGGUUCGUAUGUCUCUGGUGCUUAUGGUCCCAUGCUGCUCCCUGGAGUUGUUCCCAUUCCAAACUGGAACCCCCACUCAGGAUCAGUUAGCCCCGCACCAUCGCCGGGUGCUCAAGCCUCAGCUGGAGCAACUUCAAUGUAUGGACUGUCACAGCUAGGUUCUUCUACCCCUGCCUUUGUUGGAGCUUAUUCCCAUUUACCAUCAUCUGCUGGUCCUUCAGGCAGUAUCGUACAGGAGCAAAAGUUUCCCCAAAGACCUGGUCAGCCAGAUUGCAAGUACUACAUGAGAACCGGAGACUGUAAAUAUGGACCGUCUUGUAGGUAUAAUCAUGCACCAGAUUGGGCUGUUUCAAAGUCUAAUUGUGCUCUUAGUCCUUUGGGGCUGCCUCUUCGUCCGGGAGUGCAGACCUGCUCUUUUUUACAUGCAGAAAGGCCAGUGCAAGUUCGGGCGAACAUGCAAAUACGACCACCCCAUAGCAACUCUGAAAUACAGUCCGGCUUCAUCUUAUACUGAAAUGCCAGGGUGAACGCAUUGCAGGCUCUAGCGUUGAUCCUGGCAUAAACAGGGUGUGGCAUUCUGGAAACUCUUCCAGUGAUUCCGCAAACCUAAUGCUUUAGUAGUUUCUGAUUGACAAAAAAACGGCUUCUUGUUCGGGAGGUGGGAGUAUGAAUAUGAGCAGAAUAAAAGAUGGUGAAUUUAAGUGCAGUUUUCCAUGUGAUGUGUAUAUAUUUACAUGCCCUGUUACAUAUUACCAUCUAGGCUUGAGACAUUUGUAAGUGUCAUUCAACAUAUAUUGCUAGGUUGAUAACAUGUUGAUUGGAUUCAUGGAUAUUGUUAGUUUCUGUAUUUCACAUUGUAAGUUAAUGGAAGUGUUUGGCUUAACAAAUGUUUUUU